Molecule: messenger RNA, 1056 nt
Organism: Cyclocybe aegerita
Lineage: Eukaryota; Fungi; Basidiomycota; Agaricomycetes; Agaricales; Hemipholiotaceae
Source: the annotation of a GenBank genome assembly
AUGAAGGCGGUGACGCUGCUCUUAACGAGCCCCGUCUCCUCGGUACCAUCGAGAACAAACUCGGGAUCAAGGAGUGGCUCGAAGCUCAGGGCCACGAAUUCAUCGGUGUCCAGCAGCAAAGAAGGCCCAGACAGCGACUUCCAGAAACACAUCGUUGAUGCUGAAGUCCUCAUCACAACCCCUUUCCAUCCUGGGUACCUGACUCGAGACCUCGUCGAGAAGGCCAAAAACCUCAAGCUUUGCAUCACUGCUGGUGUCGGCUCUGACCACAUCGAUCUCAACGCCGCUGUCGACCACAGGAUUCAAGUUCUCGAGGUCUCUGGAUCUAAUGUCGUCUCUGUCGCUGAGCAUGUUGUGAUGAGCAUCCUUCUACUCGUCCGGAACUUCGUUCCAGCACAUGAAAUGAUCGAGCGUGGUGAUUGGAUGGUCUCUGACAUUGCCAGGAACGCCUUCGAUUUGGAAGGCAAGGUCGUUGGCACUAUUGGUGCUGGCCGCAUUGGUUACCGUGUCCUUCAACGUUUGGUGCCCUUCGACUGCAAGGAGCUUCUCUACUACGACUACGCGCCUCUGCCCGCUGCUGCCGCCGAGGCUGUCAAGGCUCGCCGCGUCGAGGACCUCAAGGAAUUUGUUUCCCAGUGUGACGUCGUCACUGUCAACUGCCCUCUGCAUGAAGGCACUCGUGGCCUCGUCAACGCCGAGCUGCUGAAGCACUUCAAGAAAGGUGCUUGGCUCGUCAAUACCGCCCGUGGUGCCAUCUGCGACAGGGACGCUGUCGCUGCUGCCCUCGCCAGCGGCCAGAUUGCUGGCUACUCCGGUGACGUCUGGAAUGUGCAGCCCGCGCCGAAGGACCACAUCUGGCGCACGAUGAAGAAUCCCCUCGGUGGUGGAAAUGGCAUGGUGCCUCACUACUCCGGCACCACCCUCGACGCCCAAGCUCGCUACGCCAAAGGCACAAAGAGCAUCCUCCAAAACUACCUUGAAAACAAGCCCCAGGAGGCACAGAACAUCAUCGUUGGUCUCGGCAAAUAUGAGAGCAAGGCUUAUGGUCAGCGUUGA